UCUGCAGUUAAAAACUUAGACGGUUUUUAACCUGAGUCCACAAUUUUUUCAAUGCUUUUUUCACCAGGAUUCAGUCUUUCUACACCAGCUUUUUAUUCCUUGUAGCCUGGAGAGGGCUUCAAAACAACAUUUACACCUUAAUGUUUGGGGAAUAAAACAGUUACACUUUACUUAAUCUGUAAUUUCCUGUAGUUUCCUGGACAGACCUAAUCCAGCACAAACUGUGAGACAGUUAUUUUAGUUUAAUGUUGUUGCUUUUCAGAUGAUUUUCCUUGCAACUGUUUCUUUCAGAAAAUAUAAAAGAGCUACAAAAGAAUAAAAAUUUAGACGCUGUCUUGUUUGGGGGGUGGCUAUGAAGGAUGUUUGGCUACUGAACUCCUCCUGGUUUAAUGAGAUGGACUCAAAUGACUAAAACAUACAGCAACUUCCUCUGAGAUCAUCUGAAACAGACUUCAUUAUUGAGCAAAUGAGCCAUACAGGUCAUUAUAGAGCUAUGUGCAGCUGCAGUGGAAAAUAUCAUCCUCACACACACACACACAAAAAAAAAACUUAGUCCGAAGAUCUCUGCUGAUGUUCUAUGACUUUCUCCCCUGGUUUCCUGUCUGUCUCUGUGGAGCUGUGGAGAGAUUGGACUGUUGGAGAGGAGGGAGUCCCUCAGAAAUGUUGUACAGUCACUUUUUUGUGAGGGGAUUACAGUGCUCUCUCUCAUUCCCCAUUGGCUUGGCUCGCCGUGACAGUCGUGUGGUGAUGAGAGGUUGACAUGCCCAGCAUCAUCCAUAACAAGCUUCCAACUUGGUCCCGUGCGACUCCCAUUCAUGCGCCCAGGCUUUGCGCCUUAUGUAGUUUUCAGUUCCACUUGGUGCAAACGCUUCAGUCAAUCUGGAACUUUCUGCUCUUUAAACGACAGAGAGACAGAGAAAGUAUUUCUUAACUCAGUCUAUCUUUGCGUCACUUUUCCUUUUCCUUUUACGCACGAGAGGAGCAUGAGCUUUUUGGAGAGGUGACUCACUUUAAAGUAGGAUCGUGCGCGUGCUUUAAUUGAUGUGUCAGCUCCUGAAAUGGCAAAACCUUUAGAUCAUAUCAAGAGACCCAUGAACGCCUUCAUGGUUUGGUCCAGAGGCCAGAGGAGAAAGAUGGCCCAGGAGAACCCGAAGAUGCACAACUCUGAGAUCAGCAAGAGACUCGGCGCGGAGUGGAAGCUGCUCUCCGACUCUGAGAAGCGCCCGUACAUCGACGAGGCCAAGAGGCUGCGGGCUCAGCACAUGAAGGAGCACCCGGACUACAAGUACCGACCCCGGCGCAAACCCAAGAGCCUCCUGAAGAGGGACCGUUUUGUUUUCCCGCUGCCGUCUCUGCUCGGGGAGGCAGCGGAGCACUUGAAGGGAUUUUCCAUGGACUCCUUUCUCGUCCCCGGGGAUAAAGCCAGGGCUCUCCUCGCUCCCGCCUCCUCCUCCUCCUCUUCUUCCUCCUCCACAUCGUCCUUCUCUCUGCUGGAGCCGGUGGCGCAGUUCAGCACCGGAGCUGUCCAGCGGAUGGCGGAGAUUCCGCACACUCUGGCCGCGGGCGCUCUGCCUUACGGCGCGCACGCCUUUGGGUACCAGACCGGAGGGAUCGGAGGUCUGGCUUGCCACGGACAGCACACCCACACCCACCCGUCACCCUCCAGCCCCGGGUACGUGGUGCCGUGUAACUGUAGCGCGUGGUCUGCGGCCAGUUUACAGCCUCAGGUGGCAUAUAUUCUCUUCCCUGGAGGGAUGACCAAGAGCGGCAUGGACUCUUACACUUCACCCAGCUCCAGUGUGUGACACAGACGCACGGUUAAAACAGGAAAAGUUUACGCACAGGACCUCAACAUAUAAAAUGACAAAAGAAAUGGAACUGGGCUUCAGUACAUGUUUUCAUCCUAGAAAUAUUACAGCAAAACUGUCCACUUUGAUUCAUUACCCUGUGGGAAUGUUACAGUCCUACCGCAGAGAUUUAAAACAUUUCAAAAUGCCAUAAAUUGCUGUUUAAUCAGUCACAGCUGAGCACCAAAAACACACAGCAAGUCCCUGUCUGUAAAUGUAAAUACAGAGUAAUGACUGUGGUGUGAAGAUGCUAUUUUAUUAUUACUGCUUUGACAAGAGAAUAAAUACAAAACAAAGUGCAGGAGGCCCACACUUAAGCUUUUCUAAAUAACUGAUCCAAACAAAAUCAGUUGAUUUUUGUGUCCACAUAACUGUCAGUCAGACAAACAGAAAUGUGUUGUGGAUGUAAGGAAGCCUGCAAGGGCCAAUGUGUUUUGGUAUGUUUAUUUAUCCAAGCAAAACAACCACAACAACAACAAAACAACAUCAUUUUGCAUUUUUUAUUCUUGCAUUCUUAUAUUUGGAAACUAACACCUGUUUAUCUCCCCAGAAUAUUUGUCUCAGUAUGUAGGCCUGCCUACAGUUAGUUUUCU
Lates calcarifer (barramundi perch) is the source of this 2440-nucleotide messenger RNA. RefSeq names its product transcription factor Sox-14. Gene Ontology annotation, molecular function: DNA-binding transcription factor activity, RNA polymerase II-specific; RNA polymerase II cis-regulatory region sequence-specific DNA binding. The transcript has a single exon. The record is from RefSeq and is a predicted model, not a curated record. NCBI's taxonomy places the organism in Eukaryota, Metazoa, Chordata, Actinopteri, Centropomidae. Bases 1059 to 1805 code for a protein of 248 amino acids. Gene Ontology annotation, biological process: anatomical structure morphogenesis; cell differentiation; positive regulation of transcription by RNA polymerase II.